ACAUAUGACACACACUGAAUAUAACAGGCCUACAUGAUAAAGAGCAUGUAUGAUGUUAACACUGUAUUAAUAAUUCUCUCCACUGGCUUAUCUUGAGUCAUAUAGAUAUGUGAAUGACCAAUAUAUUCCUCUAUAAACUGAGCAAGAGGAGAUUGCCCACAAAUUUAAUCUUCCUGAACGUCAAGCGAAGGUGAACACAUUGAUUAAAACAAUGGAGAAUGAAGGAGAACAGAAAUACUGUAUCUGUCAAUCAACAGAUUGUACGUCUUUUAUGAUAGCAUGUGAUAAAUGUGAAGAAUGGUAUCAUGGUGUAUGUAUUGGUGUAACACAGAUUGAUGCUAAAUCUAUUAAAAAAUAUUAUUGUGAUGCAUGUAGAGGUAAAGAUCCAAGUUUAGAGAUUCGAUAUAAAAUCAAGAAGCCAUGGAAAGAGAAAGGUAAAAGUGACUCCAGUGAUAUAGAUAGAUCAGCUCGUGAUCCUCGACUUAGAGAAACCAAUAGUAAAGCGAAGAAAUCAAGUAGAAGAUGUGGUGAUUGUACAGCUUGUAAUAGAAAAGAAGAUUGUGGGAGAUGUGAUUAUUGUAAGGAUAUGAAGAAAUUUGGUGGUCCAAAUAAAAUGAGACAAAAAUGUAGAUUGAGACAGUGUGCUAAUUUUGGUCUGGCUAUACUUGGUCUUGGUCAAGGUCCCACUCCAAGUCCUGGUCCUGGUCCAAAAUUAAAAGAUGAUGAUUAUAACCCAGCAUUAUCUGAUGGAGAAAUUGAUGAUGAUUGGUCUGAAAAUAAUUAUAUACCAAAGAAAAAAGAAAAGAGAUCUAGUUCGAGUGAAACAAGUUCACCUCGUAAAUACCGUAAAAAAGAUAAAAGAAAAGAGAAACAUAAGAAAAAUCCAACAAAAUCUAAAACACAGAAAUCAGUAACAACCAGUAAGAAGAAGCGAUUUAAAGUAGAAGAACCAAUGGAAAUGGAAGAAGAAACACCAAAACAAUGUUAUGGACCUGGUUGUAAAGAAUGUGCCAGAUCAGGUUCUAAAUAUUGUUCUGAUGAAUGUGGACUGAAAUUAGCAAAAAGUCGUAUAUAUGAAAUGUUACCCAGUAGAAUACAGCAAUGGCAGAGCAGUUUAUGUGUAGCUGAAGAAAAGAAUAAAAAAUCUUUGGAAUCAAUUCGUCGAGAACAAUUGGUAGCGAAACAGAGACUAAAUGAUUUAGAUUUACGACAUAAAGAAUUAGAUUUGUUGAUUGAAAAGGCCAAACAUUUAAAAAUAGAUCCUAAUCAAGGUGGAGCUGAACCAGAAGAUGAUACCGAGAUAACAUUAUACUGUGUUACAUGUGGUAGUGAGAUUAAUCAGCGAGGUGCUUUAAGACACAUGGAAAAAUGUUUCUCUAAGUUCGAAUCACAGACAUCGUUUGGUUCUAUUUAUAAAACUAGAAUUGAGGGUAAUUCUAUGUUUUGUGAUUUCUGGAAUCCACAACAGAAGUUUUACUGUAAAAGAUUAAAAGUUCUCUGUCCAGAACAUACUAAAGAACCAAAGAUAGGACAGGAUGAAGUGUGUGGUUGUCCGUUAGUUGUUAAUGUAUUUGAUGAAACAGGUGAACUAUGUCGAGCUCCAAAACGUAAAUGUAUCAAACAUUAUUGUUGGGAGAAAUUACGGAGAGCAGAAGUAGAUAUGGAGAGAUUAAGACAGUGGAUGGCUUUGGAUGAUUUAUUUGAGAAAGAGCGCAAUAUUCGUUUAUCUAUGUCUAAUCGUAUGGGUGUCUUAGGUCUAAUGUUACAUCAGUCAGUAGACCAUGACCCUAUGACCCCAAUGACAGCUACACAAGUCAGUUGAAGAAUUUAUAUAAUUCUGGGAAAUAAGACAGAAGGAAUAUGUGUCAUUUGUGCUCUUCAAUGUCAAGCUGCAUUUAUAAUGUAUGUCAUCACUCUUAUUACUGUAAGACUGUCCAACAAGCAACUGUGGGGGGGGGGGGGCGCUCAGAAGGGAAAGUGUAACAUUUGGCUAAAGAGAUGAAAAAAUAGUCAUGUAUGAAAUUAUAUCUCCAAGUUAUCAGCAUGUUAUAAAAUUAUGUAAAAAUUUUGAAAGAUGGACAGAUAUAGGAAUAUGCCUGAAGAUCUUCAACAUAUACAUGUAAUAUUUUGGAAUUUUACCUGAAAUAUGUCAUAUUGUUGUUAAAGUAUGUGGAUGAGUAUGUGUGAUUAGAAAAAAUUUCUGACUAUUUUAGUUUAUUUAAAGAAAGUUUGGUUGUUGAAAAUUAUUUUAGAUGGAAAGUACUCUAUAUUGUUUAUUUGUUUAAGUGCUGUUCUAUUCAAGACUUGUUCUUUUUUAACAGAACAAUUCAUAAUGAAUCAUAGGAAACAAUGUAAUGAAAGCAUGUUUUUUCAGUUGGAAUAUUUUGCAAUUAAAUGUACCAAGGAUGUACAGUAAUUAUGUUAAUACAGUUGAUAUCUUGUUAUCAAAAUAAAAUGUAUGUACAUAUGACCUGAAAAA
Patella vulgata (common limpet) is the source of this 2479-nucleotide messenger RNA. RefSeq names its product CXXC-type zinc finger protein 1. Gene Ontology annotation, biological process: positive regulation of DNA-templated transcription. NCBI's taxonomy places the organism in Eukaryota, Metazoa, Mollusca, Gastropoda, Patellidae. Gene Ontology annotation, molecular function: zinc ion binding; DNA binding. The transcript is spliced from 15 exons. Bases 212 to 1822 code for a protein of 536 amino acids. Gene Ontology annotation, cellular component: Set1C/COMPASS complex. The record is from RefSeq and is a predicted model, not a curated record.